Molecule: messenger RNA, 1571 nt
Organism: Hyla sarda
Lineage: Eukaryota; Metazoa; Chordata; Amphibia; Anura; Hylidae
Gene: TSPAN10
Product: tetraspanin 10
Exons: 4
Coding region: 302-1366 (354 amino acids)
Cellular component (GO): membrane
Source: RefSeq, a predicted model, not a curated record
CAAGUGCAAAGGGAAAAGAUAUGACAAAAAAAUACCCAAUAUAAAAAAUGCCCAAUUUCUGUCCAUUUAUGAAAAUGUUAUGUGCUCUAUAGAUAACAAUAUGUGUGAAAAGAUUUCUCCAGCGUAGGUGGGGUUAAAUAAAAGAGGUUAAAUCAAACAGCAUUGGGAGACAUGGUGCCUCACAUGAUCAGAUGCUGAUCUCCAGUCUCCUGACUAACUUGCUGGGAGGUGGGGGCCGGGAAGGCGUCAGAAUAUUUUGGAGACCACAUUUCGCCCUCGUCGAUACAGAAUACUUGUGAAAAUGGGCACGAGAAUUCCUCGUCUGCUCCAGAAAGCGCUGUCUUCUUUUCCUUGGCUGCGGAGAAACUCGGGGGAACAUGGUGAAUCGAGGAGAUUGUUACCCAAGGGUGCGUCCAAACGAAAUACAAAAAAUGCCCAGGAAUCAGAUGACUUCCCAUACUACACCCAUAGCAUUGGUGCCGAAGCAGACCACUCCCCAGCCAUUGCCGUUCCCAUAAAGGACUGGCCAUCACCUCAAGGCUAUCAUCCAGAUCCCCUCGUACCCUUCAUUAAAUAUCUCAUGUUCUUCUUCAACUUCAUCUUCUUCACAUUGGGCUUUGGCCUGCUGUGUUUUGGAUUUUGGGGCCUUGCAGACAAGCAGUCCUUGAUGGGUGAGAAGAUCGGGAAUCUGGGUACUGACCCCAUGCUUAUAUUCGUACUGGUGGGCCUGGUCGUGUGCGUCUUGUCUUUCUCAGGAUGUGUUGGAUUUAUCAGAGAGAACCUUUGCCUCCUCAAGUUUUUCUUUGCUGCGAUGGUUACGCUGUUGGUCGCACAAUCUGUGGUGGCCCUGGUGGUCCUGUGUUUUCAUGAACAAAUUCAGGAUUCAGUAAAGAUGACCAUGAUGUUGGCCAUCAGCCGAUACCAAGACGAUUCGGAUCUUCAAUUUCUAUUGGAUGAGAUACAACUUGGCAUGGAGUGUUGUGGUGUGCAGUCCUAUGAAGACUGGUCCGUAAAUCUGUAUUUCAACUGCAGUUCCCCUGGCGUCAACUCAUGUGGUGUCCCUUAUUCCUGCUGCAUUGACCCCCUUCAGAAUGGCACCGUACCCAAUUCUCAAUGCGGAUUUGGAGCCCUCAGUAUGAGUGAGGCCAUGGCCAGCAGCCUGAUCUACCUGGGAGGUUGUGUCCCUCAGCUUGUACUUUGGAUCAACCGCAGGAGUUGGGAUAUGGCGGCUUUAUACCUCUCGCUGCCGGCUACACAACUUUUUCCUACAGCAGACAGAGGUGCGGAAUGGUUCCUGCUUCAGCAAUCUGCCUCCCAGCCAGAGAAGGAUCUGAGAUCUUUGCGAUGGAGGAAAGAAAAAAAUUGACAUUUCGUUGUAGUUUUCAAAUCUACUCUGUCGGGGGCGACCAUGGACACAGAAGAAGGCGCCAUCCAGAAUACAAAGCUGAAAUGUAUAUAUUUCUUCACCCAGACUGUACUUGGGCCCCCUGAACGUGGCAGAAUGGCCUGUUGGCACCCGUUGGCCCAUAAUGCAAAGUGAACAGAUUUGACAAAAAUCUUGGAGGUGAAAA